Molecule: messenger RNA, 681 nt
Organism: Suillus paluster
Lineage: Eukaryota; Fungi; Basidiomycota; Agaricomycetes; Boletales; Suillaceae
Exons: 1
Coding region: 1-681 (226 amino acids)
Source: RefSeq, a predicted model, not a curated record
AUGUCCCCAUCUACGCUUUGUCUACCCACCGCUCCAAGUAUCAGUUAUCUUUACAUGGCUGAUGAUUUUGAUGCCAAUGGCAACUUUAUCUCGACUGGAGUUUUUUCAGGUGACAGUUUUGAUCCAGUCAACAGCACUGGCAGUGAACAGGUUCCCAACAUUGAUCAGAUUGACUGGGAUGACCUGUCCCUGUACAUUAUGCCACUUACCAACAAUGAAAUUGCAGCUCUAACUAAGGACAUAGCAGCUACAAAUAUCCCAACUAUUCCAGAGCUCCCCACCCCCCCUGCUCGCACACCAUUGCCUCAGCCGAGUCCCACCGAAGCAGAGGUGCCAGACACCACACCAUCAUCUCAGUCGAAUCCCACCGAAGCAGAGGUGCUGGACACCAUUGUAGAGAUCCCAGAAUCACUCCAUGAGGCAAACACAUCCUACUGGGCAGCACGGAACCCAACACGAGCGAUUAUCUGCCCUUGGACACCACCACCUCGACUAACAGAUGCCCAGAAGGCAUCUCAAAAGAUCAAGAGGGGCCAGAAGAUCGAGAGAACGAAGCACUUACAUGACACAGUCGCUGAAUACUUAAAUGCACAGAAAAUGAAGAUCAAAGCACUCUCACGGGCUCACCAUGUUACUCCCAAGCACAUCAAUGAUAUCAUUGGCAGUCAGACACAUUAUUGA